Messenger RNA from Ceratina calcarata, 1760 nucleotides. RefSeq names its product pre-mRNA-splicing factor RBM22. The transcript is spliced from 3 exons. Gene Ontology annotation, cellular component: U2-type catalytic step 1 spliceosome; U2-type catalytic step 2 spliceosome; Prp19 complex. Gene Ontology annotation, molecular function: metal ion binding; U6 snRNA binding; pre-mRNA binding. Bases 437 to 1672 code for a protein of 411 amino acids. NCBI's taxonomy places the organism in Eukaryota, Metazoa, Arthropoda, Insecta, Hymenoptera, Apidae. The record is from RefSeq and is a predicted model, not a curated record.
GUCACUCGCUCAUGAAAGCCUUCCUGAAAGUAAUGUAAUAUUGCGAUACCUUCAGCCGCGUUUCGAUGUCAAUUCCGGUUUAAUUGUAGAGUUUUUCUUUAAAUCAGCGCGUUUUAUCGUUAAUUAAUAUCCAUUAAAUAAGCACGUUAAGUGAAAUAUGUAUAUUUACUCGUAAUAUUUAUUUAUUUUUACUUAUUUGUCCAUUUUAUUUGGACCUAAUAUACGGUGCCCAAAAGGUUCUAACCUAACAGAGAGGAAAUUUCCUCUCUGGCUCUGUAAGAAAGCAUCUGUUUAGAGCCUUUAAUAUAUGUGUAUGUACUUUUUCUACACUACUACGCUUUUCGCUUCGAUAGUGUUUGCGUGUGAGUGAAUCGAGUGAAUGAGGUGAGCUCGUAUCCAUUCGUAUCCCGUAACUCGUAGUGUUGAUCUACUGAAAAUGGCUACUUCGAAAACAACAAACACAUACAACAGACAAAACUGGGAAGACGCUGAAUUCCCGAUAUUAUGUCAGACUUGCUUAGGUGACAAUCCCUAUAUUCGUAUGACGAAGGAGAGAUACGGAAAGGAGUGUAAAAUAUGUAUGCGGCCAUUCACCGUGUUUAGAUGGUGUCCUGGCGCAAGGAUGAGAUUCAAGAAGACGGAGGUCUGUCAGACGUGCAGCCGUUUAAAGAACGUCUGCCAGACCUGUUUGUUAGACUUGGAGUAUGGUUUACCCAUUCAAGUGAGAGACGCGGCACUCAAGAUCAAAGACGAUUUACCCAGAUCAGACGUGAACAAAGAAUACUACGUUCAGAACAUAGACAGUGAAAUCGGGAAGAUAGAUCCAACCUCGCCUGCAGGUGCUGUUGGGAAGUCCGCAGCAGCCAGUGACCUGCUGAUGAAGCUGGCAAGGACCAGUCCUUAUUACAAACGGAACAGACCUCACAUCUGUUCAUUCUGGGUGAAAGGAGAAUGCAAAAGAGGAGAGGAAUGUCCGUAUCGGCAUGAGAAACCGACGGAUCCCGAUGACCCGUUAGCGGAUCAAAAUAUCAAAGACCGUUAUUACGGUGUUAACGACCCUGUUGCGGACAAACUGAUGCGCAGAGCUGCGGCCAUGCCCAAGUUAGACCCGCCGGAAGACAAAUCUAUCACGACCUUAUACGUUGGAAACUUGGGCGACGUUUUAACGGAGAAACAGCUGCGCGAUCAUUUCUACCAGUACGGAGAAAUACGAUCGGUGACCAUGGUCCCUCGUCAGCAAUGUGCCUUCAUCCAGUACACGCAAAGAAGCGCUGCGGAAGCCGCAGCAGAGAGGACGUUCAACAAGCUGAUACUGGGAGGUCGAAGACUGACGAUUAAGUGGGGACGUUCGCAAGGAAGGCAAACGAUAUCUGCGGCAGAAGCGACCAGAGAGAUCCUAGAACCGGUACCAGGCUUGCCCGGGGCUUUACCACCACCGCCGGAGAGUAUGGGAAACAAUUUUUUCAAUCUGCAAACUACCCCGGGCAUGAUGCCGCCGAUGAUGAUUCCACCUCCGCCCGUUGCUCCGCAAUUUAUGUUCCCUCCUCAAAUGGCAGCCGCAACCGCAACCCCGAUCUUCCCACCUGGAACCGCUCCGAUACAUUAUCCGAGCCAGGAUCCAUCGAGAAUGGGCGCGUCUCAGGGCAUAGGGAAGCCUUGGCCCGAGGAAUAAUUAUUAUACUUCAACUGUCGAACGAUUGUAAUUAUACGAGAAGAAUUUAUAAAAUAUAAACGUAUAUCUUCGAUCUUGUUCAUGGAAA